AUGGGCUCCUACUCCAACUCUCAAUUUGUCUCCGAAGCGGAUAUCGAGAACGUUAAAAAUGCGCCGUACCAUUAUCUCAAUCGCAACCUGAAGGCGCCUGUCGCUGAUGACUUCAUGUACGCUUUCAAGCACAAUAACCCGCUUCCUCUACAUGGCAAAGGUACCGAUGUGGUUGACUUCACUGCCGACGACGAGAAGAGCAAGCAAACUAUCGCUGAAGAGAUUUUGAAGAAGCUGGAACAGGCCAUCCAAGCCAAGGACUCCAAAACAUUUUCUGGACUUUUCUUGGCGAGCGGGGUGUGGAGAGAUAAGCUUGUUUACACAUGGGAUUAUCGGACUUUUAACGGCCCCGAAAGAAUCGAGAAAGCGGCUGCUGAUCUGUUCCCUCGCACGCCCACCUGGAAUUACGCCUUUUUGGACCCGAAACCGUCCGUUGAACGACCUUACCCGGACUUGGCCUGGCUUCAAAUCGUAUACUCAUUCGACACGGACCUCACGCAUGCCAGCGCCGUUUUGAAUGUUGUCAAGACCGAUUCGGGAUACAAGAUCUGGACGCUGCAUACGGUCAUCGAAGGGUUGCGAGGUGUUCCUGAACUACCGAGCAAAGAUGGCCAUAUGACUGGGUUCAAGUCGUGGUAUGAACAAAGAGCACAGGAUGAUAGCCUUGAAGGUGUGGAACCCGAGGUAAUCGUCAUCGGGGGAGGCCACUGCGGUCUCCAAAUCUCUGCGCGCUUAAAGACUCUCGGCGUUACCACCCUAUUGGUUGAGCGGAACAAGCGCAUUGGCGAUAACUGGCGCAAUCGAUACGAAUAUCUUUCGCUGCAUUUACCACACUGGGGAGAUCAUUUUCCCUACUUUCCGUUCCCCGAACAUUGGCCGACUUAUACCCCGGCCGCGAAAAUGGGAGACUGGCUUGAGUGGUACGCAAGUGCCAUGGAACUUCACGCCUGGACCGACUCCUCCGUCAAGUCUGCUGAGAAAGAUGCCGCGGGACGUUGGCAGGUCGUCAUAGCUCGGGGCACCGGCGACGCCGCGUCGACUCGAACCUUUCAUCCCAAGCAGGUCAUCUUCGCCACCUCUCUUGCCGGGGUACCAUUCAUACCGGACAUUCCCGGCAUGGACAAGUUCAAAGGCGUAGUCAGACAUUCGACUCAGCAUGACUCGGCUCGCGAGUGGGUUGGGAAAAAGGUGCUUGUGGUUGGCACGUCUUCCUCUGGCUUUGACACCGCCUUUGAUUUUGCUCGACGUGGCAUUGACGUGACCCUGCUGCAAAGAUCGCCUGCUUACAGGCCUGAUGUGGCCGCGGCGGAUCGCAUCGCGCAUGGUCUACCUGUUGGACCUCAGGAGGAGCUGUUCCGAAGGACGGCGCAAGACAUAUGGAAUGCGGAUGCUGAGCUAAUUGCCAAAAUGGAGAAGGCUGGCUUCAAGGUCUGGCGUGGUCAACGCGACACUGGUCCCCAUACUCUUGCUUACACCCGAAAUGGGGGCUUUUAUUUCGAUGCCGGCGCUUGCAAAGCAGUCAUCGAUGGCGACAUCAAGGUUGAACAAGGGUACAUUUCUCACUUCACAGAUAGAUCUGUGGUACUCAACGGAGACCGUACUCGAGAGUACGAUCUUGUCGUCUUGGCCACCGGGUUCUCUAGCACCGUGGAGUCGGUGCGACAGGUCUUUGGCGACGAUAUUGCUGACCGGUUCAAGCCGAUCUGGGGCAUGGAUGAAGAGGGCGAGCUAAAUGCGGCUUGGAAGUUCACUGGGGUCGAGGAUUUAUGGCUUAUGGUGGGUUCGCUUCAACCUGCGCGUUUCCACUCGCAGAAGCUAGCUCUUAGAAUCAAGGCUAUCCUCGAAGGAAUCAGUCCCGCCCCAUACUUGGAAUAA
Messenger RNA from Colletotrichum scovillei, 1875 nucleotides. Its product is annotated as monooxygenase protein. The transcript has 4 exons. Bases 1 to 1875 code for a protein of 624 amino acids. Gene Ontology annotation, molecular function: flavin adenine dinucleotide binding; monooxygenase activity. The record is from RefSeq and is a predicted model, not a curated record. Lineage: Eukaryota; Fungi; Ascomycota; Sordariomycetes; Glomerellales; Glomerellaceae.